This is a messenger RNA of Diorhabda sublineata, 1948 nucleotides long. RefSeq names its product chitin deacetylase 1 (gene serp). Gene Ontology annotation, molecular function: chitin binding; hydrolase activity, acting on carbon-nitrogen (but not peptide) bonds; protein binding. Gene Ontology annotation, cellular component: extracellular region. The transcript has 5 exons. Lineage: Eukaryota; Metazoa; Arthropoda; Insecta; Coleoptera; Chrysomelidae. Gene Ontology annotation, biological process: carbohydrate metabolic process. Bases 69 to 1667 code for a protein of 532 amino acids. The record is from RefSeq and is a predicted model, not a curated record.
AAUCAGUGGUGUGGAUCGACUGUAAAUAGUGGUCCUGUGCGUCCGGUACUUUCAGUUGUUAAAGUGUCAUGGCGUACUUCGUCACGUCGAUUUUCUUGGUUGCGCUGCUAGCCUCAAGCGGUUUGGCACAGCAAACAAGUGAAGAGCCGAAAAAAGAGGAGAGUUUCGAGUCUGAAAUUUGUAAAGAUAAAGACGCCGGUGAAUGGUUCCGUUUAGUAAGCGGAGAAGGUGAUACUUGUCGAGAUGUUAUACAGUGUACGUCAUCGGGUCUACAAGCUAUUCGUUGUCCUGCCGGUCUUUACUUCGACAUUGAAAAGCAGACUUGCGAUUGGAAGGAUUCCGUUAAAAAUUGUAAGCUGAAGAACAAAGAGAGGCGUGUGAAACCUAUGCUUUUCACUGAAAAACCUGUUUGUAAUGAGGGUGAGCUCGCCUGCGGAGACGGUCAAUGUAUCGAAAGGGGUCUUUUCUGUAACGGUGAAAAGGAUUGUCAAGAUGGAUCCGAUGAGACUACUUGUGAUAUCGACAGUGAUCCCAACAGUGCACCGUCAUGUGAUCCAGCUGUUUGCGUUCUUCCUGACUGUUUCUGUUCGGAAGAUGGUACCGCGAUACCUAACGACUUACCGGCCAAAGACGUACCUCAAAUGAUCACAGUUACUUUCGACGACGCUAUCAAUAAUAACAACAUCGGAUUGUAUAAAAAUAUUUUCAACGGCGAGCGGAAAAAUCCGAACGGUUGUCACAUCAAGGCCACAUUCUUUGUAUCCCACAAGUAUACUAACUACUCGGCUGUUCAAGAAAUGCACAGAAAAGGUCACGAAAUAGCUGUACACUCAAUAUCUCACAAUGAUGACGAAAGAUUCUGGUCUAACGCAAGCGUGAACGAUUGGGUAAAGGAAAUGGGAGGUAUGAGAAUAAUCACUGAGAAAUAUGCAAAUAUUACUGAUAACAGCGUGGUAGGAGUAAGAGCUCCUUACCUUAGAGUAGGUGGUAAUAACCAAUUUACGAUGAUGGAAGAAGAAGCGUUUUUGUACGAUUCUACUAUCACUGCACCAUUGAACAAUCCACCUCUAUGGCCGUAUACCAUGUACUUCAGAAUGCCUCAUAGAUGUCACGGUAACUUACAAAGUUGCCCAACUAGAUCUCACGCUGUUUGGGAAAUGGUCUUGAACGAAUUGGAUAGAAGAGAAGAUCCUGAAAAUGACGAGUACCUACCAGGAUGUGCUAUGGUUGAUUCCUGUUCGAAUAUACUAACGGGAGAUCAAUUCUAUAAUUUCCUAAAUCAUAAUUUCGACAGGCAUUAUAAUGAGAACAGAGCACCGUUGGGUCUUUAUUUCCACGCUGCAUGGUUGAAGAACAAUCCGGAAUUUUUAGAUGCUUUCCUUUACUGGAUCGAUGAAAUUUUAGCUAAUCACAAUGACGUCUAUUUUGUAACGAUGACUCAAGUUAUCCAGUGGAUUCAGAAUCCAAGAACUAUCUCAGAAGCCAAAAAUUUCGAACCAUGGAGGGAAAAGUGUGUAGUUGAAGGCAAUCCCGCUUGUUGGGUACCUCACAGCUGCAAGCUCACCUCCUCUGAAGUUCCCGGGGAAACUAUCAACCUCCAAACUUGUGUAAGGUGUCCAAAUAAUUACCCAUGGCUCAACGACCCGACAGGUGAUGGUAUCUUCUAAGUCAGCUCUAGUUAAAUUUGUAGGGUAGUAUUGAAACAGUGGUGUCCAUGGAAGAUGGGCAACUAGUGAUCAAACGUUCUCGUAUUUAUUAUCUUAGCAAUGACUGGUAUGCGUGAUUUUUGUUGUUAUAAUGGAAACUAGGAAUUAGACUGUUUAACAAAUGCUGAAAGCAUGGUGAAUCUCACAAUUUAUGUAAUAUACACUCCUACUAGGUACUUUUGUAAAAAACAUGUUUUUUAUAAGUUUUAUAGGAACGAAAUAAAAAUUUUUUCAACAGUUGU